Molecule: messenger RNA, 1674 nt
Organism: Scophthalmus maximus (turbot)
Lineage: Eukaryota; Metazoa; Chordata; Actinopteri; Pleuronectiformes; Scophthalmidae
Gene: ncmap
Product: non-compact myelin associated protein
Exons: 4
Coding region: 397-855 (152 amino acids)
Biological process (GO): regulation of myelination
Cellular component (GO): paranode region of axon; Schmidt-Lanterman incisure; plasma membrane
Molecular function (GO): structural constituent of myelin sheath
Source: RefSeq, a predicted model, not a curated record
UAAGCGAGCGAGCGAGCGUGGAGCCUCCUCCUCCUCUUCACAUAAACACUCUGAUUCCCACAGAAAAACUACUCACACACUCAUUAACUCACACACGCACACACACACACACUCACACACAGGAGUCCCUGCUUGUUUUAAACUCUCGUGUUCUUGUCCGUCCCAUCCGUUUUUUACCUGUGGGACUGUCACUUUACAGCAGCACCUGGGACUGUACAUUCCUCUCUUGUGAGUGAAGCUCACACACUCCUCUGGACCUGCUGUGACCCUCGGCCCUCCACCGGUGGACUAUGCCCCCUUCGGUCAGCUGAGGGAGGGGGCUCUGCGCUGCUCAGGCUCCCGGCCGGAGAAGGCUUGGGCUGAAAUCAAAGAGGAGACGUGAGGUUAUUGCUGAAGAUGCAAGCUCCAACUGUCUCACCUGGGACCAACACUACAGCAACUUCAAACACAACCACCGUCACAAAGUCCAAAGAACAAAUACUCAUCCAGAGUUCUGGGGCAAUGAUUGCCAUCAUCGUCAUAGGGAUCAUAAUCAUUCUCGCCAUUCUACUGAUCAUUCUGAAGACAUACAACAGGCGGACACAUGUAUCCAGAGUCCUGGGAGUCAGCGGUGGCUCCAAACCUCUACCGAAGGUGACACAGUCCACGGUUCAGAGCAGCAUGCCACUGAGCCCCAUGGGAAUCGACUCUGUGUCGGGCGGGGUCGCCAAUUCAAACCCGGCCUUGGAAAACGGCUUCCGGCUGCCCCGGGCGGAGUUGAACAGCGUGGAGGGAAACCACAUAGAGCAGUUCAGCACCACCAGCGGCUCCACUGUGGUCACCAUACACGACACUCCAUCACUGGGAAACACAUAGCACCAAGACUGUGGUUUCGUCUCACAACAGGCAUCGACUGAUGCGUCGUCUUCGUCCGUGUGCACACAAACUGUGUGCCGACUGAAUCCCGUGGAAACUCAAUCCGAGACGACAGAGUUGUCACUGUCGGCCCUCACCAACUGAACCACUGCUGGUGACUGCAUGGUUAUACGUCAUUUUGGUGUACAAACAUACACAAAUGAAGAACAAAACUGUAACAGAAACAGACACAAUGGAUCAAGUGAAGGAUGCUGCAUGAUGGGAAGAGUUGUGAAGAGUGGCUUUUUGGUGUCAGAGUCAGUGUUCAGAUUAUAGAUGACAUUUAGUUUCCUACUGUUUUUUGUUGUGUGUUUUUGCUAUUGUUGUUGUUGUUGAUGUUCCAUCACUACUAAUACAAUGAAGAAAAUGUGUAGUAAAGACUGUAAUGGCUUGAAAUGUUGGUCUUAAAUGUGUACAUUUCUGUAUCAAGAAGAAUCAUAUAGGUUCAUGAGUAACUUUAGAAUUAGUAUAGUAAAAAAAUUGAUAAAAAAGACGUUGGAGGCUAACUCAUUGUGUAAUAGUGCAAUUCAGGAUAAACGUUGAUACAGCAGAUUUAUAUUGAUAGACAAUACUAUUCUCUCCGAUGAGUUUUUGUUUUAAGAUUAAGGAAAAACCACGUACAUUUAACAGACCACAGACAUAUUUUGUGAAACAUCUAGGUUGAUGUGCUUUCUUUUCUUUUAUAUGCCAACAGAUUUUGCACUUUAUUCUCGUAUUCUCCCUGUAUUUGUAUCGUUUGUGGCUCAUUAUUAAAUUAAAAUAAAUGAAAAUAAAAUGUAA